GCUUGGCCUCUGUGUCUCAGACUUCAAACUGAGAUUUUACUUUUGGAGCCAAUGACUGCGCUUCUGCGUUUCUAAAGAUUAUUUUCUCUGUUGGGGUAUCUGAGACUAGUGAGUUUCGUCGGCUCGUGCAGAGAGAAAGAGAAAUAAGUCGAGAUGGCUGGGGGAUCUCUUGCUCCGGCCGGUAUGGCUAAGGAGAGGGCACAGCAGUAUCAGGGGAAGGUCACCUUGUAUGUGGUGAUUGCUUGUAUCGUUGCCGCCGUGGGCGGGUCAAUCUUUGGCUAUGAUAUCGGAAUUUCAGGUGGGGUGACAUCUAUGGAUGAUUUUCUGCUUAAAUUCUUCCCAUCAAUCUACUACAAGCAGAGUCAUGCACAACAGAGUAACUACUGCAAAUACAACAACCAGGGCCUCUCUGCAUUCACUUCUUCUCUUUACCUUGCUGGAUUGGUUUCAUCUCUGGUAGCUUCUCCUGUAACGAGAAAGUAUGGACGCCGCUUAAGUAUAAUCUUUGGAGGGAUCAGCUUCCUCGUUGGGGCCGCUCUUAAUGCUGCUGCUAUGAAUUUGGCAAUGCUGAUCUUGGGUCGAAUCAUGCUUGGUGUUGGGAUUGGAUUUGGUAAUCAGGCGGUCCCACUGUAUUUGUCAGAGAUGGCACCUGCCCAUCUCCGAGGAGGCCUGAACAUGAUGUUUCAGUUAGCAACUACUCUGGGCAUCUUCACAGCAAACAUUAUCAAUUUUGGGACACAGAAGAUCACACCAUGGGGAUGGAGGCUCUCCCUUGGCCUAGCAGCAGGCCCUGCAUUACUGAUGACAGUAGGAGGAAUCCUUCUUCCAGAGACACCUAACAGCCUAAUUGAAAGAGGAUUGCAAGACAAAGGAAGAAAAGUUCUAGAGAGGAUAAGAGGGACCCACAAUGUCGAUGCAGAGUUCGAAGACAUGAUUGACGCUAGUGAGUUUGCAAACUCAAUUGAACAUCCCUUCAGAAACAUCCUUGAGAGAAGAAACAGACCACAGUUGAUGAUGGCAAUUUUCAUGCCAACAUUCCAGAUCCUAACUGGCAUUAAUUCAAUUCUAUUCUAUGCCCCAGUUCUAUUCCAGAGCAUGGGUUUUGGGGGAAAUGCUUCGCUAUAUUCUUCAGUGUUGACUGGUGCUGUUCUUUUUGUAUCAACGUUUAUCUCAAUUUCACUAGUUGAUAGAUUGGGUCGAAGAGUUCUACUAAUCAGUGGAGGUAUACAGAUGAUUGUUUGUCAGGUAACAGUUGCCAUAAUCUUGGGCCUCAAGUUCAAUAACGAUCAGGUACUCUCGAAAGGCUUCUCAAUACUAGUGGUAGCGGUGAUCUGCCUCUUUGUCUUGGCUUUUGGAUGGUCAUGGGGCCCGCUUGGGUGGACUGUGCCAAGUGAGAUAUUUCCUUUAGAGGUCCGAUCAGCUGGACAAAGCAUCACUGUAGCUGUCAACCUGUUCUUUACUUUUGUAAUUGCACAGUCUUUCCUUUCCCUCCUCUGUGCUUUCAAGUUUGGAUUCUUCCUCUUCUUUGCGUGUUGGAUCACUGUCAUGACCAUCUUUGUUUAUUUCCUCCUACCUGAAACCAAGGGAAUUCCUAUUGAGGAGAUGAUAUUUGUGUGGAGAAAGCACUGGUUCUGGAAGCGGUUUAUGCCUACAGAAGUUGACGAGGAAAACGAUGGGCAAACCAAGUAAAUGGAGCUGGGAAAUCAGUAGCUGUGUGAGUUUCAAGCCUGACUGCUGAGCAAACAUGGUAUUGUCUAGGAAGACUGUUAGGUUUUGAAAAUGAAUAUGAUA
Molecule: messenger RNA, 1791 nt
Organism: Telopea speciosissima
Lineage: Eukaryota; Viridiplantae; Streptophyta; Magnoliopsida; Proteales; Proteaceae
Product: sugar carrier protein A-like
Exons: 5
Coding region: 154-1689 (511 amino acids)
Biological process (GO): monosaccharide transmembrane transport
Cellular component (GO): membrane
Molecular function (GO): monosaccharide transmembrane transporter activity
Source: RefSeq, a predicted model, not a curated record